AUGGAAAAGCUAAUUUUCAGUGGUCUAGCAUUGCUUGUUGGGUUAUUCGCCACAGAACUUAGAGUAGCAUCCGCAGUUUGGCAGCGAGCUCAUGCAACUUUCUAUGGUGGAAGUGAUGCCUCAGGAACAAUGGGGGGCGCGUGUGGCUAUGGAAAUCUAGACACGGAUGGUUAUGGAAUAAAAACAGCUGCAUUGAGUACUGCUUUAUUUAAUGAUGGAAAAUCAUGCGGUGGUUGCUAUCAGAUAGUUUGUGACGCAAAUCAAGUGCCCCAAUGGUGUCUCAAGGGCACUUCCAUCACAAUUACAGCCACAAAUUUCUGUCCCCCAAACUAUGCUCUCCCUAGUGAUAAUGGUGGUUGGUGCAAUCCUCCCAGACCACACUUUGACAUGUCUCAACCAGCAUUUGAGAUGAUAGCCAAAUACAAGGCUGGAAUUGUUCCAAUUUUUUACAGGAAAGUUGGGUGCAAAAGAACUGGAGGCAUCAGAUUUACUAUCAAUGGGAAAAACUAUUUUGAAUUAGUGCUUAUAAGCAACGUAGGUGGAGCAGGGGAUAUCUCCGGAGUUUGGAUCAAAGGGUCCAAUAUGAAUAACUGGGAAACCAUGUCAAGGAAUUGGGGAUCUAACUGGCAAAGCUUAAGCUAUCUCAAUGGUCAGAGCUUGUCCUUCAGAGUGCAACUCAGCAGUGGAAAAAUUCACACUGCUUAUAAUGUGGCAUCGACCAGUUGGACAUUUGGGCAGUCUUUCAUCAGCAAGGUUCAGUUCUGA
Molecule: messenger RNA, 765 nt
Organism: Gastrolobium bilobum
Lineage: Eukaryota; Viridiplantae; Streptophyta; Magnoliopsida; Fabales; Fabaceae
Product: putative expansin-A17
Exons: 3
Coding region: 1-765 (254 amino acids)
Biological process (GO): plant-type cell wall organization
Cellular component (GO): extracellular region
Source: RefSeq, a predicted model, not a curated record